AUGUCGUACAAACGAUCCCGGUCGACUUACGAGGCCGACCGUCCGUCCUCCUCCUUUGUCACGUUCGGCACCCCACUACCCGACGACUCCUCCACCCGCGACGAUGGCUCUUACGUGCCCCUAUGGAAGCAAGACGUGAGGGACGACCGCGGCCGCAAGCGUCUCCACGGCGCCUUCACCGGCGGCUGGAGCGCGGGGUACUACAACACCGUCGGCUCCAAGGAGGGCUGGACACCCUCGACAUUUGUGUCCAGCCGUUCUGACCGGCGCAAGGACGACGCUGCCAAGCAGCAGCGGCCGGAGGACUUCAUGGAUGAGGAGGACCUGGCUGCUGCGGCUGAGGCGCAAAAGAUCCAGACGUCUGAUGCGUUUGCCGGAAUAGGUGGCGUGACGCGCGGCAACGGGGAGCGAGGUCUGGCCGGACUGUUCCGUACACAGGGCGAUACCAUGGGGUUGAGACUCCUGCGCAAGAUGGGCUGGAAGGAUGGUCAGGGUAUAGGACCCAAGGUACGACGUCGCGCUCGACUCGACACGAGCAAGGCCAAUGCCGACGAUAAGACAUAUCUCUUCGCUCCCGACGAUGUGACCAUGAUCCAGCUCGACCGCAAGAAAGACCGCAAAGGCCUCGGCCACCAGGGCGUACCGACGCUGUCGCCGAUGGCCCGGGUACACCGCGACGACGAUGGCGACGAUGAGGCGACUAGCGGAGGCCGCCCCAAGUUCUCCCUCGUGGCCGACAAGAAGAAGGGACUCAAGCCCAGCAGGACUGGUAUAGGCGUGGGCGUCCUCAACGACAACGGGUCCGACGAAGAGGACCCCUACGAGAUUGGCCCGAGGAUCAAGUACAACCGCGUCAUUGGCGGGGACAAGAAGAAGAAGAAGCAGAAGAAUGCAAAGGCCGCCGUGAACCCCUCAAUCGGAAGCACUCCUGUAUUUGUUCCCAAGACUGCCAGGGCCGGUGGCGGUCUGGGCCGAUGCCACGACGGCCGCCUACCUCUCGAUGGGUUUGUGCUGGCCAAGCUGACGGAGGAUUUUGCAUCACUCCUGUCUCAGUACCUGCCGCCCGCGGUGCCCGAGGGGUGGACGUCAGCAGUGAAGCAGGGUACGAGCACGGACGAGAACAGAGCAUAUGCAUCUACUUCCGAUACCGCCAAGGCCUCCACUCUCGACCCCAAAGCUCGCGCGGCACUGCUGGGAGAGAAACAGCUGCCGGGAAAAUCGGUCUUCGACUACAUAUCCCCCCUAGGACGCGACAAGCUGGCUACAGCCGCAGGCCGCACCGACCUGCCCCAAGGUAUGGGCGAGGUACCGGAAGAAUACCGCCUGUCAGAGCACGAGAAGCUCAAACGCCUAUGGAGCCAGGUUCCCAAGCUGGAUCGUGAGACGGCUGUGGCCGCCCUGUCGAGGAGUGCCGGCGGGCCCUACGCAGACGACGAGGCCAAGAAGGCCCGGUACAGGGAAUACCUGGAGGGUCAGGCUGACGACCCGGAACAGCAGCGCGCGAAGCCGCGGGGCAUGACGGAUGACGAGUAUCUACGUGAGAUGGGAGAGUUCUACAACUGCGCCAGGAUAUUUAAGCCCAUGACCGGAUUCAUGGCGUCACGAUUCACAACGGCCAAAAAGACUUCGGGUCGGGGUCCGGAUGUAGCAGAUGCAAAGGAGGCGACGCCGGAGAAGCAGGUGGGUGAUCCGGCCGAAGAGGCGGCGCGCAUGGGCAUGUACGGCAAUCUGACGAGGUCGGUGGCCACCUUCUAUCCGACCAGGUUACUGUGCAAGCGGUUCAAUGUCCGGCCACCUGCGCAUGUGAAGCCGGACAAGGAGGCUGGAGAUGCAGGUCCGAGAUCGGGUCCUUCCGAUCAUGGGACGGAUGCUGCUGCUGCACCACUGGCGGCAUCACCGCCGGCAUCAACAGGACCCGCUGCUGCUCCUACUGCUGCAGCCGAACCCGAAGUCGAUCCGGAUAGGAACGACGCGAAGUCCACCAUCUCCUCUUCGGGACCAUCUGAGUCCUCCCCUUCUCCUUCGGUGGCUUCUUCCACUCAUUCUUCGAACCCCGACGCCGUCAUCGCCGCCUCCUCCGCCGCGCUGGACAACGACGAUAGCGUCGAACGCGAACGAUCUCCUCCUCCGCGGUACCCUGCCUCCGAGUCUUCUUCCUCAUCACCUAGGCCUCCUCCGCCCUUCUCGUCGCUCUUUACCUCUUAUUUCCCCGCUCCCGAGGCAUCUUCGUCGUCUCUACCCCCGCCGCUAGCGUCGUCGUCCUCUGGCCCUCUCGAACAGGUCGCUGCAGCUUCCUCGCCUGCCUACGAAGCCUCCGCCUCCGCCUCUGGCUCUUCCCCGAGCCGUGACCACUUUGCCGAGACAAAGAAACUCUUACCGCGCGAUACAAAGCCCCCGACCUCGAAGGAUCCCGCCGACGACGCUGAACCUCCGCCUGCCUACGAGGAGGGUGAUAGUCCUCUACUCUCAUUUACAUACGUCAUGGCCGCCGCAGGAGGUGCCUCGAGCAUCAUCACCCAAGUCCAGCAGGGUGGACCGCCUAUCAACUCCAUCGGAGAUGUCGGUGCCGAUGAAACUAUUGCCAUGGACCUCAGGGGUACUCGCUUUGUCCUCUCGAGGGACGAGCUCCUGACCCUUCCUGAGUUUGUCCUCCUGUCCCUCUUCCCCAACGGCCUGUUCCCCGAGGGACACAUGGGCGGGCUGUCGGAGGGUGAUGCCGUCCAGGUUGACUACGACCCGGCAUCUCUCCAGUACAUGCUCGACUUCUUCCGCGAUGUGGCCCAGACGAUACCCUCGGACGGAUCUCCUGGCGCCUCUCAGGAUGGCGACGUCGGCGCCGUUGAGCCCAUGGGCGACUCCAAGAGGGCCGGCAUCAUUGUGCUCCGCGAGGACCUCGACUUCUACGCCAUCCCACCGUCAAAGGACAUCAGCCCCGACGAGAUGCUCGAGGUGAAACGCGCGGCCGCCCGCGUCCUGCAGAGCCAGGCCGGCAUCUUCACGGGUCUCAAGCGCGGCGACGAGCCCGGCACCACCGAGGCCCACCUCAUCGAGAUGCUCACGGCCGGCGGCUUUGACCGCGCCGACCACUGGGGCCACCGCGCGGGAGAGCCGCACAAGGCCGUCAUCUGCAGCCUCGCCCUCGCCCGUCUGCGCAGCGACAUCCGCGGCAACGACGUCGGCGGGAACGCCGUCGGUAUGGCCCAGAAGCUCCUCCUCUUCUGGCGGAAGCCCGCCCGCCGCUGCUGGUGGGAGGGCGUCGAGCUCGACGAUGUAGAUGGUGUAGAGGGCAAGCUCAAGGUCUGGAUCCGUCGUGUCUGGACCCUUGAGAUGAGCGUCAUCGGACUGAGGUGA
Geosmithia morbida is the source of this 3351-nucleotide messenger RNA. RefSeq names its product G patch domain-containing protein 1. Gene Ontology annotation, cellular component: nucleus. NCBI's taxonomy places the organism in Eukaryota, Fungi, Ascomycota, Sordariomycetes, Hypocreales, Bionectriaceae. Gene Ontology annotation, biological process: mRNA processing. The coding region runs from base 1 to 3351 and encodes 1116 amino acids. Gene Ontology annotation, molecular function: RNA binding. The record is from RefSeq and is a predicted model, not a curated record. The transcript has 4 exons.